Molecule: messenger RNA, 2337 nt
Organism: Striga hermonthica
Lineage: Eukaryota; Viridiplantae; Streptophyta; Magnoliopsida; Lamiales; Orobanchaceae
Source: the annotation of a GenBank genome assembly
AUGGGAGAUAGCGAGACCAUUACGGCACAAACAUCUGCUGUCUGUAAUGAUGCGAGUGCUGUUGGUGCUUCUGAUGCUGGUGGCUCAAUUGCUCCAGCUACAGAGAACAUUGCUGGUUCCACUCCUGCUCCUGAUGCCCCAUCAGAAAAUAUGACCGUGCAGGAAGCCCCAGCUGUAACAACUUAUGAUGAAAAUGAAAAUCUUGCCGGCCAUGGAAGUUAUUCUAUGGACGCUCAAAUUGCUGCUUACGAGUCCUCGCUGAAUGUUAAUGGUGUUAGUGAAGCAGGGGAUGGAUCAAGUGAGGAUAUUACCGAAAAUGGUGUUGCUGCUUUGCAUCAGCCCUUGGAUAGUUCUGCAGGCCUGAGUGCCGAAGAAGAAAGAUUAUGGAGCAUUGUAACGACUAAUUCGCUGGACUUUGAUGCCUGGACUGCAUUAAUAGAAGAAACAGAGAGAACGGCAGAGGGCAACAUUUUUAAAAUCCGAAAAGUUUAUGACACCUUUUUAGCGGAAUUUCCUCUAUGCUAUGGUUACUGGAAGAAGUAUGCUGAUCAUGAGGCACGCCUCAGUUCAGUGGACAAGGUUGUAGAGGUGUAUGAACGAGCUGUUCAAGGAGUGACCUACUCUGUGGACAUGUGGCUUCAUUACUGUGUUUUUUCUAUCAGCACUUAUGGAGAUCCCGUGACUAUAAGAGGGAUUUUUGAAAGAGGAUUAGCAUGCGUUGGAACUGAUUACUUGUGCUUCCCACUUUGGGACAAAUACAUCGAGUAUGAGAUGUCACAACAAGAUUGGCCCCGUGUUGCUACAAUUUAUACGAGGGUAUUGGAGAUACCAAACCAGCAGCUGGAUAGAUAUUUUGAAGGAUUUAAGGAGUUGGUUGCCAGUCGACCUCUGUCUGAGUUGCGGACAUCUGACGAAGCUGCUGCCCUGGCCGUUGCAGAGUCUGAAGCUGUAGCCCAAGAAAAUGAGGGAGAUGUUCCUUCUAGUGCCUCAAAGACUAUGAAUGCAAGCUUAAAAGAAGCUGAGGAGUUGGAGAAGUAUAUUUCUGUCAGAGAGGAGAUAUAUAAAAAGGCAAAGGACUUCGAUUCAAAGAUCAUUGGUUUUGAGACAGCUAUCAGGAGGCCCUACUUUCAUGUGAGGCCCCUCAAUGUUGCAGAGCUUGAGAAUUGGCAUAACUAUCUUGAUUUUAUUGAAAGUGGAGAUGACCUCAAUAAGGUUGUUAAGCUAUAUGAAAGAUGUCUGAUAGCAUGUGCUAGAUAUCCUGAAUACUGGAUUCGAUAUAUUUUGUGCAUGGAAGAUAGGGGCAGUACCGAGCUUGCCGAAAAUGCACUUGCUCGUGCCACUCAAGUCUUCGUAAAGAGGCAACCAGAGAUCCAUCUUUUUGCUGCCCGAUUUAAGGAAAAGCAUGGUGAUGUUACUGGAGCUCGUGCUGCUUAUCAACUUGUGCACACUGGAAUUUCACCUGGCCUUCUUGAAGCAAUUAUCAAGCAUGCAAACAUGGAAAACCGACUUGGAAACUUGGAAGAUGCUUGUUCCUUAUAUGAGCAGGCAAUUGCAAUCGAGAAAGGGAAGGAGCAAUCACAGGCUCUGCCGUUGUUGUUUGCCCAGUAUUCUCGUUUUAUAUUCUUGGUCUCUGGCAAUGUUGAGAAGGCAAGGGAGAUACUUGUUCAAGGUGUGGAGAGUUCCCAAUUGUCGAAACCCCUUCUAGAGGCUAUAAUCCACUUAGAAUCAAUCCAGACACUUCCGAAGCAAAUCGAAUAUUUAGAUUCCCUGGUUGAUAAAUUCAUAGUUCCUAAUCCUGAGAAUCCUAGUAUUCCUAGUGUUGAUGAAAGAGAGGAGCUAUCAAACAUCUUCUUGGAGUUCUUGGAUCUCUUUGGAGAUGCUCAGACUAUCAUGAAGGCUGACAACCGGCAUGCGAAAUUGUUCUUGCACCGCAAAAGCACAUCAGAGUCAAAGAAGCGCCAUGCGGACGAUUAUUUAGCUUCUGACAGAAUGAAACUUGCAAAAUCAGUUAAUCCAACACCUGCUCCAGUGAUGAGUGCCUAUCCCAACAUGCAGAAUCAGUGGGUAGCAGCUGGUUAUGGUGCUCAGACACAACAAUGGAACCCUGCCUAUACCCAGCAGGCUGCUUAUGGCGGUUAUGGAGCGAGUUACACACACCCACAAGUAGCUGCAUCAGUGCCUCAAACUGCCACAUAUGGAACUUAUCCUCAGACUUAUGCAACGCAGGCUUUGCCCCAGCAGCAGGCGUACGUGCAGCCAGCAGCUGGUGCAACUUUGACCGCAGCCCAGCCGCCUGCUGCUGCACCUCCUGCUACAUAUUACCCUAGUUACUACUGA